CCCUGUGUGCCCACUAAUGUGACUGCAGUGCGAAACUGCCAGCAGAGCUCAGUCAUGCUGAGCUGGGCAGCCAGCCAAGGAGCCAGAAAUUAUACUGCCACUGCCCUGAGCAACAGUGGACACAGGGUGGACUGCAUCUCUAACAACACAACCUGCAACAUUACCGGCCUGCGCUGCAGUCAGAACUACAGUGUGGGAGUGAUGGCUGUGAGUGACAGCUGCAGCAGCCUUUCAAGCCAGGCAGUCACAGUAUUGGCAGCACCAUGUUCUCCUGUUCGUGUCACAGGCUCACUUGAAUGCUUAUCCAAUGCAGUCUCACUCACAUGGGAUGUAAGCCCUAACAGUUUAUCUUACAAUGUACUGGCAAUCGGGAGGGCUGGAGACAGAGUGAACUGCAAUAACACUGCCCCUAGCUGCCAACUAAGCGGCCUCCUCUGUGGUCAGAAUUACAACUUCACUGUAUCAGCCAGUGACACCAGCUGUCAAAGUCCAAACAGCACACCAUUCAUCCUACCAACAGCUCCUUGCACCCCAACGAAUGUCCAGAACCGCCUUGAUUGUGGUACCAACAACCUGACAGUCAGCUGGGAUCCAAAUCCAGAUCCCCUGAACUAUAACGUUGGUGUCAGAUCAGCGGAUGGCAUUGUGCAGACCUGUACCAGCUUAUAUACCAGUUGUAGUGUCACCAGUUUGACCUGUGGCCAGGAUUACGCCUUCACUGUAACAGCCACUAAUAAUUACUGCCGCAGCCCUCCAAGUGUGACACGAACCAUACGUACUGUGCCAUGUGUUCCUCAGCUUGUCCAAGGGAACGUGGAUUGUGCAUCGAACACACUGCUGGUGUCCUGGAUUAGCAUUCGUGUUGCUAGGACCUAUGCUGCCAGGAUUCUGGGCUCGAAUGGCUACUCCAAUUCAUGUACCACAGCCGACCUCUCCUGCUCCUUCAGCCAGCUGCAGUGCUCCCAGCAGUAUAACAUCAGUGUGCUCGCCCUGGACAGCCAAUGCAACAGCACCAGCAGCCCUGCCAUUUCUGUGUCUACAGUUCCCUGCAGUCCAGCGAACGUGGCUACCAACCUAUCCUGCAAUACCAGUACAGCAAUGGUAUCCUGGGAUGCCAGCCUGGGGGUGCGUCGUUAUACAGUGUUGGCUGCGGCCAGUAGGUCAUUCCAGUGUUUCACCAACAGCACUACCUGUCAGCUGAAUGGUCUGCAGUGUGGACAGACCUAUAACAUAACUGUGCUAGCUGAUGACGGUAACUGCAACAGCACUCUGCGGACAAGUGCUACCAUGACAACUGCUCCAUGCCCACCUGUGAUUGUGAAUAGUACCCUGAAUUGCACCAACAAUGUGGCCUCAUUGUCAUGGGUGAUGGGGAAUGGUGUGGUUGACGUUGUCAUCCAGGCCUCAUCAUCCCAGGGCUAUCAGACUUGGUGCAGAUCGAGAAAUGGCACCUGUGACCUUGUGGACCUUCGAUGUGGCCAGAACUACACUGUGCAAGCCACUGCGACUGGGGUGCGCUGCGUCAGUCUUGCCAGCCCUGCCUCUUACAUAGUUACAGCACCAUGCGCACCUCAGAAUGUUACACGUAACCUAGACUGCAUGACUAACUCUGUUUGGGUUACAUGGGGCCGAGCAACUGGAGCACAAACCUAUGUGGUGACAGCACUGGGCACUAGAGGAGAUAAUGCCACUUGUUCCACCUCCAACACCACCUGCACUGUGCCAAGCUUGCGCUGCAGUGCACUCUACACUUUUUACGUCACUGGAUCUAACUUACAGUGUCGAAGCCCAGCCAGCAGCACUUUCAACAUCCAGACAGCUCCAUGCCAGCCAACAGCCAUCUCAGCAGACCUCAGCUGUGCCAACAGCACAGCGUAUGUCACCUGGGCCCCGGUUGCAGCCGCAGUGCAAUACCAGGCAUGCGCACAAAGCACAGACAACAACCCGCUCUGCUGCCAAACAACUAACACCUUCUGCACUGUGGUGGGGCUACAGUGUGGGUCGACAUACAACUUCUCAGUGCAGGCCUCCAAUCAAGUAUGCAGGUCUUCAUUCAGCCAGCCAUAUAGCAAGGGAGCAGUCCCUUGCCCCCCCAGUGAACUGUGGACACGGCUGUACCCCAUGCAGAAUGGGAUGCAGGUGCUCAGGGUCUCCUGGAGCGUAAUUGUCUGCUGUGAGGUGGAGUACCUGGCGGAGACAAGCAGUAGCCAGCAGGGCAACGAAGAUACGAGCUCUGUGAUGAGAUCAUAUUGGACAAAUGGCAGAGUAUUUGAGUUCCCCCUGUCCUGCAACUCCCGUUACACAGUGACAGUGCAGAGCAGGAACUUGGCAGGAACCAGCACCCCCUCAACGGCGGUCAAUGGGACAACAGCCCCCUGUCCCCCACUGGGAAUCACAUACAGCAUCAAAAAUGGAUCAGCCAUGCUCUCCUGGAAAGCGUCAGUACUGGCCACAGAGUACGCUGUGUAUGAGCUAAAAGGUGCAGCGCUGUUGUUAGUGUGUAACACAGUUCAGCUGCAGUGCAACGUGACAGGUGCCAAUCGUAGUGCGAUUGAGAUGACGGCCAUCAACGCCGCUGGUCAGAGCAAUCCCAGUACGAACAUCCAAGAUAUAACACAGUACCGUAUUCGAAGAGGGCUGAAAGGGACAAAUUCUUUUUAUGAAGAUGAGACAGAUGUAUCUAUUCCAGUGCUGAAGAUUGGAAAUGUCACUAGCAAUUCCCUGUAUGCAGAAUGGAAUUCAGUAGAGGGUGCUACUAGCUACAGCCUUGUGGUCAGACAGCAGUCCAGUAAACAGCAUUCUGUAGAGCUGUCUGUAUAUGGUUUUAACUCUACAGUGACAGACCUGAAACCUGCCACCAGAUACUGCAUCUCUGUGUAUGCCAAAAAAUCAAUAAGCACAAGCCCCUAUUCUACACCAAUCUGUGUAAAAACUGGAGUUCAGAUCUAAGGGUUUGUUUCAGCAUGUCAGACUAGUCAACGUGGGGACAAAUAAAAAAUGUCAACUGUAAAGAGCAGCUUCAUAGCAUUAGAUAAAAGCACCUAAUGCAAGCAAGUCUUAGGAAAUAACAACUUUUCUUGAAAAUCAUGUAGCAAUUAAUGUUUAAAUUGAAAACCAAACCAUCUUGGACACUUCUUUGAUUUAAAUGUGGUGGAGUGUGAUGAAGAACAAUUGCUAAUUUAAAAUAAAUCAAACCAACAAACUUCCAAGAUUACAAAAAUAAACAAACACUAUAUAAAAUGUA
Messenger RNA from Paramormyrops kingsleyae, 3244 nucleotides. The record is from RefSeq and is a predicted model, not a curated record. Lineage: Eukaryota; Metazoa; Chordata; Actinopteri; Osteoglossiformes; Mormyridae.